ACACACUCACACACACACACAGAGCUCCUCAUCCAUCGUGUCACUCUCCAGCCGCAGGGGGUCCGAGCGCGUCCUGCGCCACCGCACUUUGUCAAUGGGAAUCUAACGUGUCCCAGCUCCAGAGCUCAGAGUGGGAUCUCUUAUUUGAAACCACUUCUCCUUUUAUUUCUUUUUUUUUUGGUGUUUUUGCUCAAGGACUCGGGAAGUGAAGACUAACUUGGGCAGAUUUGUGAAGAAGUGGCACCGCGCGUAAUGCUCCGCGUGUAGAAACACCCGGAGCCUGUUUUAAUUUUUCUUUUUUAGAGUUGAUUGUUUCUUGCGGGUGUCCAUCAUGGCUUUCGCCCGAUUGAGCACCUUCUUGAGCAAGAGCAAGAAGAAGGUGAAGCAGUACGAGCACGUCCACCGGGACAUCAACCCCAACGACCUGUGGGAGAUCGUGGGAGAGCUGGGCGACGGUGCGUUCGGGAAGGUCUACAAGGCCAGGAACAAGGAGACCGACGCUCUGGCCGCAGCCAAAGUGAUCGAGACGAAAUCGGAAGAAGAGCUGGAGGACUACAUCGUGGAGAUCGACAUCCUGGCUAAAUGUGACCACCGCUUCAUCGUCAAGCUGCUAGACGCCUUCUUCCAUGACAACAAGCUGUGGAUCAUGAUUGAGUUCUGCCCCGGAGGUGCCGUGGAUGCCACAAUGCUCGAGCUGGAUCGGUGUCUGACGGAGCCGCAGAUCAAGGUGGUUUGCCGUCAGAUGUUGGAGGCUCUGGUUUAUCUGCACAGUAUAAAGAUCAUCCACAGAGACCUGAAGGCUGGAAACAUCCUCCUCAUGCUGGACGGGGACAUCAAGCUCGCUGACUUUGGUGUGUCUGCGAAAAACACCAAAACCCUACAACGGAGAGACUCAUUCAUUGGAACACCGUACUGGAUGGCCCCCGAGGUGGUCAUGUGUGAGACCAUGAAGGACGCUCCGUACGACUACAAAGCCGAUAUCUGGUCCCUGGGGAUCACGCUGAUCGAGCUGGCCCAGAUCGAGCCCCCCCACCACGAGCUCAACCCCAUGAGGGUGCUGCUGAAGAUCGCCAAGUCGGAGCCGCCCACCCUGGAGCAGCCGCACAAAUGGUCGCAGCAGUUUAAAGAUUUCCUGAAGAAAAGUUUGGAUAAAAACCCGGAGAGUCGUCCGACCGCGACACAGCUCCUGGAGCAUCCGUUUGUGAAGUCGGUGACGUCCAACCGUCCUCUGCGGGAACUGGUGGCCGAGGCCAAGGCAGAGGUCAUGGAGGAAGUAGAGGACAAUGGAGAGGAAGGAGAGGAGGACGACGCCAUGGAGCUCACAGUGUCUCCAGGUAAAGAGCCAUGUCAGACCAGUCAGACCAGUUUGGAAGUGGACCAGUCUGCGGACACCCCGAGCCCCACCACGCCCUCCCCGACCACACCGAUACCUCUACCCAGGAUGGGGGCGGAGCCAGACACACCGACACAGGAGCAGCCGGGCUCCGUUAUGGUGGUCCCUGUGCCCCUGCCGCGGCAAAACCUCCCCCCAAAAGACCCGGAGGAGCUGGGGGAGGAGCUGGGGGACAAACUGGGCGAUGAUGUCCUGCUUGAGUCCGAGAAAUCCGAGAGCGAGUCCUCGACCAAAACCUCCAGCUCGGACUCGGGCAUUGAGGAUGGAAAGAGCACCCCCACAUCAGAGGAGGAAAAGGUUGGUGUGGAGACCCCAGAGACGGAGCAGCCGCCAUCUCUCUCCGAAGCCUCUGAGGAGCAGGUGGACAUCAUCAUAGACUCACCAGAACCAGAGAAGCCCACAAUCCUGGCGCCUGAGGAUAAGAGCGAUGUUCUUAUCGCCAAUGGAGUCACAACCACAGGAAUAACAGAAACGACAGCAUGGAGCCCGAGCCCGGCUGUCGCUCCUCAACCUUCUCCGGCACCUUCUCCAGCACCUUCCCCUGCUCACACGCCAGGCCCUGUGUCCCGCUCCAGGCCGAACGGCAGCAUCACCAAGGACCGGCCCGAGCGGAUGUCGACAGGAGGCAACGGUGAGGCCAUCCCGCCUUACAUCAAUGGAGGGAUCAUCAACAAACGCUUCUCCUACUCGGGCAGCAUGGCGUCCGAGAGCAUGGACAUGUCGAUCCACAAGGAGACCAUCUCCAUGUCUGCCAGGGACUAUUCGAGUAAGACUCUGAAGCGAACCAGGAAGUUUGUUAUUGACGGCGUGGAGGUGAGCGUCACCACCUCCAAGAUCAUCAGGGACGAUGAGAAGAAAGAUGAGGAGAUGAGAUUCCUGAGACGUCAGGAGCUUCGAGAGCUGCGGCUGCUGCAGAAGGAGGAGCACAGAGCUCAGGCCGUUCUAACUGGCAAACUGGAAACACAGAAAGAACAGAUGCAGAGACGAUUUGACCAGGAGAUGAAUGCCAAGAAGAAGCACUAUGACCUGGAGCUGGAGAACCUGGAGAAGAAUCAGAAGCAGACCAUUGAGAAGAUGGAGGCCGACCACACCGUCAAACUCAAAGACGAGACCAGGCGCAUCAAAACAGUGCAGGAGAAGGACCACGACAAGUUUCAGGAUCUCAUCAGAUACAGGAAGAAGGAGGUAAAACAGGCGGUUGAUAAGUUGCCUAGAAAUCAGCGUAAAGAAUCCAUGAAACAGAAGAUGAACUCCUUCCAAGAAAUGAAGAUUAAAGAGGAGGAGAAAUUCUUGGCGCAGCAGAAGAACUACCUGGACACCACGCUGAAGAAAAUCAUCUCCAACAACAAGAAGGAGAUUGCAGAAACAGAGAAGCAGUGUCUCAACAAGAAGCAGAACCUAAUAAGAGAGCGCGAAGCUACGGUGUGGGACAUGGAGGAGAAGAAUCUCUACGAGAGACAUCAGCUGUUGAAGCAGCAGCUGAAAGAUAAAUACUUCCUCCAGAGGCACCAGCUGCUCAAGAAACAUGAAAAGGAGCAAGAGCAUAUGCAGUGCUACAAUCAGCGGAUGAUUGAGAUCCUGAAAGGUCGGCAGCAGCAGGAGAAGAGCCGGAUGCCCAAGAUCCAGCGCGGGGAAGCCAAGACCCGCAUGGCCAUGUUCAAGAAGAGCCUCCGCAUCAACUGGACGGGAAGCAGCGCGGAGGACAGAGAGAAGAUCAAACAGUUUUCUGCGCAGGAAGAGAAGCGGCAGAAGGCCGAGCGGCUCCAUCAGCAGCAGAAACACGAGAAUCAGAUGAGGGAGCGGGUCGGGGCGUGUGAGAGCAACAUCCGAGAGCUGAAGCAGCUGCAGAAUGAAAAAUGUCACCUGCUGGUGGAGAACGAGACUCUGAAGCUCAAGUAUCUGGAUGAGCAACACAACCAGGUGAUGAAGGACUGGAGGGAUCAUCUGAAGCCCAGGAAGAAGGCCCUGGAAACAGACCUGACCAUGAAGAAAAAGGAGCAGGAGGCGUUCUUCAAGAUGAGCGACAGUUCGGACUGUCCAAACCCCAGCUCGCCCAAUAAACUCUCCAAGUUCGUGCCUUACCAAGACUCUUCUACCACAUAGAAGCCUCUGCUGUGAUACUGCACAUCUCCUGGCAUACACACACAAACACACACACACGCUCACACACAGGCCUUACAAUUGUCUGCUGCCUCAGUUUUAUUUAGCUUUGCCAGUAACAGCAGCCUAGUUACCCCUCCAUCAGGUCCCCAUAUUGUUUUAGUUCAUAUUUAUGUUUUAACACAUUUUUCUCUGAAGACAUCGUAGCAUUGAAUUGACCUAAAAACCCACAACGUGCUUCAGAUUGAUUUUCCUUUACCGCUCACCAGUAGAACAUCUGGAUCACACAAUACAGUGACUGAUGAUUCGGACGAGCUGAAGACACCAAAGUGAUUUUAAUUGGUCUUCAUCGUUUGUUGUCUUGAGGAGGGAAUUUACUUUUUGUACGAUGAGAGUUUGUUUGUUUCUAGAAAAGCUGGUGAGCCAGAAUCUAAGCACUUUUUGUUCACCCCCAAAUGAUCGGUGUCGUCUUCCAGAAAUGACCAAAGAAACACCCUAGCGUUAAUUGGUUAAUGACCUUUUUGUGAAUUUAUCUAUGUCUUGGUCUAUUCAGCUGCUUGUCAGACCGAUGCAUGUCAUAUAGCUGCCAAAGUUCGCUUAUAUUUAUUUUUACUGAUUUAAGAAAAAUCCAGAUUUAUCACUGUAAACUCUUCUUUUAAGCAAACCCCAUGGUAUGAAGGAUGUUCUAAUUUUUUAUUUUGUUUAAAUUAUGUAGGGAUGAGGCUGUACCCAAAAUCAAAACAUUUAUAUUUCUUUUUAAGUGAUUAUUUAGGUAAGAGAUUUUAACAGACAAGGAAUGGCUUGCUUCUUAUUUUCAUAUAGUGUUGGAUGUGGUGACAUUUGUUAUUUUUCUGUUGUAUUCUUACUGUAAAAUCAGUCACACUGGACGGGAACUGACGAAGCCAAAGUAAAAAUACUGUUAUGUUCUUUGAAGGAUGUUCAACGGGGGAUUUAAAGCUAAAUAAUAAAUAAAAAAAGAGGUAUUAAGUGUGUAAUUGUUAUACCGUGUGCAGUAAAUGCACUUCCUGCUAACCAAAGUGCAAUAUUACAUGUAUGUCUUUGCUAACCUUUUAUAGGUUGUUUUUUUUUAGUUCUUCUUAAAUUUGCCUUCUUUUGCACUGAGAGGGAGAAUAAUGUGAAGAGUUUAAACCAAAUACAGAUGUAUCAGAGUCAUGCAAAGGAAACACUGCUUAAAUUUAUUUUAUCUUUUAUGUUUUUUUGGGGGGAGGGGGACUUAGAAAGCAGGGGUCUCAGUUUUAAGUGAUGAUCUGCAAUUGGAACAUGACUCUUCAUGUAUUUUUUUAAGGGAGUGCAACAAUAGGCUGCUGCAAGAUGCCUCCGGAUGUUUCAUCCACGUUUGCAGCCGACAAACUUGUUUCCUUAGGGAGAGAGAGUGAUUUUUAGAGCAGUUUGACCUGCGGGUUUUAACCAUAUCAGGUCAGUAAUCAGGUACAGCUCCGUGUCUCUCUCUGGCUCCCUCUCGCACACUGUCUCUGAAGUAUUUAAAGAUGUUGUACAAAUUCUCCUUCCUGUCAUGUUGAAUGGCUCCAUCUCGGUCUUCCUCUCUGCCUCAGUUUACAUGACGUUGUUUGUAUGGAGGGGUCGUGAGUGUGAAUGAAACUGUAUCAGAAGGAACCACUGUUGUAAAUAACUAAAUAAAUGCAGAUUUUCUAAUUA
Limanda limanda (common dab) is the source of this 5170-nucleotide messenger RNA. It is a transcript of the gene stk10, whose product is annotated as serine/threonine kinase 10. The record is from RefSeq and is a predicted model, not a curated record. Lineage: Eukaryota; Metazoa; Chordata; Actinopteri; Pleuronectiformes; Pleuronectidae. The coding region runs from base 332 to 3496 and encodes 1054 amino acids. The transcript has 20 exons. Gene Ontology annotation, molecular function: ATP binding; protein serine/threonine kinase activity. Gene Ontology annotation, biological process: protein phosphorylation.